Messenger RNA from Eurytemora carolleeae, 2833 nucleotides. It is a transcript of the gene wdb, whose product is annotated as serine/threonine-protein phosphatase 2A 56 kDa regulatory subunit epsilon isoform. Gene Ontology annotation, molecular function: protein phosphatase activator activity. Bases 178 to 1626 code for a protein of 482 amino acids. The transcript has 19 exons. The record is from RefSeq and is a predicted model, not a curated record. Lineage: Eukaryota; Metazoa; Arthropoda; Copepoda; Calanoida; Temoridae. Gene Ontology annotation, cellular component: protein phosphatase type 2A complex; nucleus; cytosol. Gene Ontology annotation, biological process: protein dephosphorylation; signal transduction.
AACGUGAUUAUUUAUAUUUCAGAUAAAUCUAGUAUGUUAAACUGAUUUCAUGUCUAGCCUAGCUGUCUUCAACAUGUGAAUUCAUCUCAGUCAAAUCUGUUGAAAGCAUAAACUAAGAAGAGAAGAGUGACAUGAACGUUCGUUUUUAACCCAACACAAGUUGAGAAGGUUGUCAGGAUGUCUUCCGGGACGAUUGUUGAUAGAAUAGAUCCUUUUGCAAAGAGGCAGGAAUCCUUGAAGAAGAAACAGAAGAAGAGCCAGGGCAGUUCCCGAUACAGAACAGGAGGAGACGUCGAGCUUACUGCUCUGCCCCUACUCAAAGAUGUUCCGAGCUCCGAGCAGGAGGAGCUGUUUAUCAGAAAGCUGCGUCAGUGCUGCGUCGGAUUCGAUUUCAUGGAUCCUGUAGCAGAUCUCAAGGGGAAGGAGAUCAAGAGAGCCACAUUGAACGAGGUGGUAGACUAUAUAACGGCAGGGCGAGGUGUACUUACAGAACCAGUCUACCCAGAAAUAAUCAGAAUGAUUGCGAGUAAUCUGUUUCGAACCCUGCCUCCUAGUGAUAAUCCAGAUUUUGAUCCAGAGGAGGACGAUCCAACCCUAGAGGCGUCCUGGCCACAUUUAACGCUUGUUUAUGAAUUUUUCCUGCGUUUCUUGGAAUCCCCGGAUUUUCAACCCACCAUAGGGAAGAAAGUAAUUGAUCAGAAGUUUGUUCUCCAACUUCUCGAACUUUUUGAUUCAGAGGAUCCCAGAGAACGGGAUUUCUUGAAAACCGUGUUACACCGAAUCUACGGCAAAUUCCUUGGGCUGAGAGCGUUCAUCAGGAAACAAAUAAAUAAUUUUUUCCUCAGGAAGGUGGAGACCCUCUGCAGCGGGAAAGUAAGGUUUGUUUACGAGACGGAACAUUUUAACGGUGUUGGUGAACUCCUGGAGAUACUCGGCUCUAUCAUUAACGGGUUCGCUCUUCCUCUCAAGGCUGAGCAUAAACAGUUUCUGGUGAGGGUCCUGAUUCCUCUCCAUAAGGUUCGAUGUUUGAGUCUGUAUCACGCACAGCUGGCGUACUGUGUUGUACAGUUCUUAGAGAAAGAUGCCACACUUACAGAGCAGGUCAUCAAAGGACUUCUCAAGUUUUGGCCUAAGACAUGUUCACAAAAAGAGGUGAUGUUCCUGGGAGAGAUCGAGGAGAUCCUGGACGUGAUAGAGCCAGCACAGUUUGUCAAGAUACAGGAACCUUUGUUCAGACAAAUUGCUAAAUGUGUUUCUAGUCCUCAUUUCCAGGUUGCCGAGAGAGCUUUGUACUUCUGGAACAAUGAGUACAUAAUGUCCCUGAUAGAGGAAAACAACCAAGUUAUUAUGCCCAUCAUGUUUCCAGCACUCUACAGGAUUAGCAAGGAGCACUGGAACCAGACUAUCGUGGCCCUGGUGUACAAUGUCUUGAAGACCUUCAUGGAGAUGAACAGCAGACUAUUCGAUGACCUAACGGCUUCAUACAAGGCUGACAGACAAAAAGAGAAAAAGAAGGAACGGGAGCGGGAGGAUCUCUGGAGGAAAAUGCAAGAUUUAUCCAUUCAGAACGCAAACAAAGAAGGAAUCAGUUUAGAUCUUCUUCAGCUGAACCAUGUUGAUGGUUGACACUACGUGCGUCCACGCUCAUAGGCGCGCGGCAAUGCUCGUAGCUAAACGCGCGUCCGUGCCCCCAGCCUGGCGCAAGCGCCAUGUUUCUAUCAACAAACUCGGUCUUUUGAGAGAAUAUAGAUAAAUAGGUUUUAUUAGGGCCCCCAGGGCAGGCCCCUUGGAGCCCCUAGAUUUCAUUGCCCCGGGGGACCCUUUGUUUAUGUGUGCGAUAUUAUUAUGUCGUCAAAAGUGAACCGUUAAGAACCAUACUGAGUGAAACCAGUUUUAAUUUAUCUAGACACCUUGUAGGAUUUCAACUGUUUUGUGUUCACAGACUCACCCGCCAAUUGAUAGCGGUUUCCCGCCGCCUGGGGAAAAUGGCUAGAAAUACCCGCCGAUGUUGGAGGAUUUUCCGCCAACUAAGGAAAACGGAGGGAAAUCACCUAAAUUAAGUGUAUGAUCACUGUUCAGUAAAAUCGGCAGAUUCUACACCUAGGAAACUGUCGGAACGUUUUGAUGAUUCUUUGUUUGUUAAUAUUACCGUUUGCGGUUUCAACUAUCAUACAUACAGACAUACAGAUAAAUAUUUGUAGAAACUUCGAAAAAAGUCAUUUUUAGGAAAUCCUAUCAUUACUAAUGUCAAUCGUUUCUUUUAAGAAAAAUAAAAAUUUGCCUAAAAAUGACUUUUUGAUAGAUGAACCAGUUAAUGUAAUGUCUAUGGUUAGAUUAAUAAUUUCUUCAUUUCUAAAAUCUGUUAUUAAAAGCUUUAUUUCGGGUUCCUUAUGCGCGUUGCCGCAAUCUACAUUUGAAACAAGAAAGGCAUUACUCAGGAGGUCUUGGCUUAUUUCUUCACUUGGCAAAAAAAAGGUUGAUUCGAAGCCUGUUUUACAACGUUUAAAAUCAAUUUUGCCAAACAAAAAUUCUGAAAUAAAAAGCAAUAUAGAUUUAUUUACCUAAAAUUGGCAGGUUAUCACCAUAUACACUUAACAAAGUCCAAAAUUCAAACCACAGCCGCCUUUGAUCAGAAAUUUGUACUUAGGCUAGGUUUUGAGGUUUGAAUUUCGCGCUCUGAAUUUUAUGUACACAGAAACCCUAACCGUGUUUCCUCCAAAAUACUCCUGUUCUUACCAUCUCGUGGUUGGCUGGGUCUAAGCUAACCUUUAAGCCCCAGUGAUCCUUUAUAUUGUUAAAUUACAGAUAUAAAUAAAAUUAAAACUUGAUUUUA